Molecule: messenger RNA, 1620 nt
Organism: Coccinella septempunctata (seven-spotted ladybird)
Lineage: Eukaryota; Metazoa; Arthropoda; Insecta; Coleoptera; Coccinellidae
Product: poly(U)-specific endoribonuclease homolog
Exons: 5
Coding region: 211-1497 (428 amino acids)
Molecular function (GO): RNA endonuclease activity
Source: RefSeq, a predicted model, not a curated record
AAACGUCAAUCGAAUCAAAACAAAUGUUUAUUUUUGUGACAUGACUUGACCUCAAAAAUUGUUGUGACUCUAAACAUGAACAAAGUUCUUAUAUAAAUAAUUUGAUCAGUAUCUGGAGAAUGUCAACUUUUAUCUCCAUAUCCUCAUAAACUAUGAGUUUCAUUAAUUAGGACUACAAAAAGUUCUGGAACAUAUGGAACACCAGAUGAAAUGUCUCCUUUGUGGUCUGUUUUAUCAUCAUGUUUAUUAGUUUUUAUUCUAUUAUUUUCUGAAUAUCUAUGCGAAGAUGAUCUUUUCGGCAUACCAAUACAACCUGUGAACAUCAAUAAUCACGGUACACCCAUCUCAAAUCGAAGUAAUUCCAAUGUUCAUACCCAAACAAGAACACAUACCACUGCCAGUUCUCUUUUGAACAACAAAGAAUGGCCUGCAAUUGGUGAAAGAAGAAAUUACAACCACAAUAAUCAUCCUACCUCUACGCAAGCUUCUUUUGUACGUCAACAAGUAGACAUAUGGAACGCACGGUUGAGUCCCAACACAUCUUAUUCCUCCUCUGUUGACAAUCGAGCAAAUACUAAUAUUAGACCUCAACAAUCCAGUUUAAGAACCACCGGUCGCCCUUCCACAGGGAUUCAAUUUAGCGAUGACAGAAAAAAUGGUGCAGAAGGAAACACUGCUGGUAAAUCAGAAGUUCCUUCGGUGACAGAUAAUGAAUUGAGGGAGUUUUCUGAGAAAUUACUCUUGAAAGAUAAUAACAAUGCUGCCCGGUAUGUUAAGAUCAAUUACCAGGGAAGAACUACAUCUCGGUCAAAAAAUGAUGAAGCGCCUUUACCUCUACUAUCUAUAAGUAGGGAAGCUUAUAGCAUUCCAACAAUUUCCAAAUUGCUACCUCUGUAUGAUAAUUACAUAGUACAGAGUAAUGUCAAUGAAGAUUACACUAACCAGGAAAAACAAGAAGAAAAUGCACUAUUGAGAGCUAUACUAAACACAGAUGUUAUGAGGGAAACUAGAAAAUUUUUGAUGGACAGAGGAGCAAUCACUGGGAAUGAAAGAGAAUUUGAGAAAUUACUAUACGAGAUGUGGUUCAACCUUUAUCCCAGAGCUAAGAACAAGCUGGGAUCCAGUGGGUUCGAACACGUAUUUUUAGGUGAACUCAAAAAGGGAGAUGUUUCCGGUCUCCAUAAUUGGUUGUACUUCGAACGCGAAGAAUCUAGUCGCAGGGCCAACUAUUUAGGAUACUUGAAAAAGAUUGAUUUGGGCGAUAAAGGCGCUAUCAUAAAAUUCAAUUUCGACUUCCACGGAGUCAACAAACCUGUCGGAUCGAUGUUUAUAGGGACCAGUCCAGAAUUAGAGAUGGCUCUGUAUUCGACGUGUUUCAUUCUUCGGGCAGAUAGAGUGUGUCCACUGAAACUUGGUGGAAAACGACUUGUGAUAAGAACCUAUACGUUGGCGUAUAAUGGUAAAAAGUUGAUUGGAAGUGCAUUUCCAGAAAUUUGAGGGAAGAUAUAACCCUUCGAACAAAUUUGCAUAUAUAAAUCUUCAAUUGUAGGGAAAUUAUUUUUGUAUAGUAUGUAUGUACAUUUUUGUUUUUAGAAAUCCAAAAUAAACGAUGGCCUCCAG